AUGUCCCCUUAUCAGUUGGCCUAUGGCAAAGCCUGUCACUUGCCAGUUGAGCUGGAGCAUAACGCUUACUGGGCAAUCAGAUAUAUGAACCUUGACUCAGAAGCUGCAGGAAUUAAGCGAAUGCUCCAGUUAAAUGAGCUUGAUGAAUUCAGAUACUCAGCCUAUGAGAAUGCCAAGCUCUAUAAGGAGAGAACCAAGUUAUUACAUGACAAGAAGAUUGCCAUCAGAGUCUUUGAGCCAGGACAGCAAGUGCUUCUAUAUAAUUUAAGGCUCAAAUUCUUUCCAAGGAAGUUGAAAUCCCGGUGGUCAGGACCGUUUGUGGUUACCAGAGCUUCAACAUAUGGUCAUGUGGAAAUACAGGAAGAAAAUUCUGACAGGAAAUUUAUAGUGAAUGGCCAGAGGUUGAAGCACUAUCUUGGAGCUAUUUUAGAAGUAGAAACUGAAUAUUUCAAAAAAAGAGAGAAGAGACGAAGAAGGCCGAAAGCUGCGCUGGAGUAG
This is a messenger RNA of Arachis stenosperma, 498 nucleotides long. RefSeq lists its product as uncharacterized. The transcript has 2 exons. NCBI's taxonomy places the organism in Eukaryota, Viridiplantae, Streptophyta, Magnoliopsida, Fabales, Fabaceae. Bases 1 to 498 code for a protein of 165 amino acids. The record is from RefSeq and is a predicted model, not a curated record.